AUGAGGAUCUAUGCGUGGAUUAUUGUUGCGCUUGUUGCCAUUACUUUAAUUUCAUCUGUCCUACUGGUAUGCUUGAUUCUGAUUCUGAAACUAGCAAAAAAUCGAGUGCGCGAUUCCGGACGUUCCAUAACUGUUCGACCAAAAAUGGCCAGCCCAAUCGAUGCAUACGGUAUGAUUUUGAUUCGCUUUUUUGUCAAUCGAAAAAGCAUCAUAUCGAGGCCAGAAUAUGAUACGCCGUAUGACAGAAUAGCAAGUCCAUCGGUGAUUGUGAUGCCUGAAUAUCCCGUACAGAACAGCAGUAAUAGUAUCAGGGAGCCUGAACGAUAUCGGUCGUCCAGCACGAAAUCGAAUGGAAAGCCUGAAAGGCAACGUUAUACAUUUUCAAGUCGUUCGAAACGACGAAGCGAGCAUUUUGUGGAUCGCGAUCCGCCUUCAGAUGAGUCCAGAUGCGACUAUCUGGAUCCGCUGGAUUUGGAUCUCGGAAGGCUUCACCAGAUCUACAUUAGCAAUAACAAUAACAACAACAACAACAACAACAGUGUUGUGUCCAAGGAAACGAAACGGCCGCCAAUCAGUUAUUUGAUGUCCACCACUUAA
Molecule: messenger RNA, 597 nt
Organism: Gongylonema pulchrum
Lineage: Eukaryota; Metazoa; Nematoda; Chromadorea; Rhabditida; Gongylonematidae
Source: the annotation of a GenBank genome assembly